Messenger RNA from Bombina bombina (fire-bellied toad), 5240 nucleotides. It is a transcript of the gene ATP2C1, whose product is annotated as ATPase secretory pathway Ca2+ transporting 1. NCBI's taxonomy places the organism in Eukaryota, Metazoa, Chordata, Amphibia, Anura, Bombinatoridae. Gene Ontology annotation, cellular component: Golgi membrane; endoplasmic reticulum; plasma membrane. Gene Ontology annotation, biological process: calcium ion transmembrane transport; intracellular calcium ion homeostasis; manganese ion transport. Gene Ontology annotation, molecular function: P-type calcium transporter activity; ATP binding; ATP hydrolysis activity. The record is from RefSeq and is a predicted model, not a curated record.
CUUCCUGUUGUCAUUGUAUUACGUUUGGGAAUCUGACCUGGGGAGGGUGAACUAUCAACGUUGGACAGAGAACCCCCAUAUAACAAGAGGCUUGGGUCUGCCUCGCGUCGCCGCGCGCUUCAACAUUUCACCAAACAUCCAGCGCUGAAAAUGAUACAAUGAUUCCUGUAUUGACUUCAAAAAAAGCUUCAACAUUUCAACAAACACCCAGCACGGAAAAUGAUACAAUGAUUCCUGUACUGACUUCAAAAAAAGCAAGUGAAUUACCAGUUAGCGAAGUUGCUUGGAUACUUAAGGCUGAUCUUCAGAGUGGGUUAAACAAUGCUGAGGUUUGUCACAGACGCGCUUCUCAUGGUUGGAAUGAAUUUGAUAUCGGUGAAGAUGAGCCUUUGUGGAAAAAAUAUAUUGCACAGUUCAAAAACCCCCUGCUUAUGCUCCUGCUGGCUUCUGCUGUCAUCAGCAUUUUAAUGCAUCAGUUUGAUGAUGCCGUCAGUAUCACUGUGGCUAUACUUAUCGUGGUCACUGUUGCCUUUGUUCAGGAGUAUCGCUCUGAGAAGUCAUUAGAGGAACUGAGCAAGUUGAUGCCACCAGAAUGCCACUGCAUACGAGCGGGAAGACUGGAGCACACUCUUGCCAGAGACUUAGUCCCGGGCGACACCGUCUGUCUGUCUGUGGGUGACAGAGUGCCAGCUGACCUACGUCUGUUUGAGGCAAUGGAUCUCUCUGUUGAUGAGUCCAGUUUAACAGGGGAAACUGCUCCUUGCUCCAAGUCAACAGCUCCCCAGCCAUCUGCCACUAAUGGAGACCUAACAUCAAGAAGUAACAUAGCCUUCAUGGGAACACUAGUCCGAUGUGGUAAAGCAAAGGGAAUAGUCACUGGAACAGGAGAAAACUCAGAAUUCGGUGAAGUCUUUAAAAUGAUGCAAGCCGAAGAAGCACCAAAGACCCCGCUGCAGAAGAGUAUGGACAUUUUAGGAAAGCAGCUCUCCUUGUAUUCAUUUGGUAUUAUAGGUAUAAUCAUGCUUGUGGGCUGGCUGCAGGGAAAACAUAUACUGGAUAUGUUCACCAUAGGCGUAAGUUUGGCGGUGGCAGCUAUACCUGAAGGUCUUCCGAUUGUAGUAACGGUAACAUUGGCCCUUGGUGUGAUGAGAAUGGUGAAGAAAAGAGCCAUUGUAAAGAAACUUCCAAUUGUAGAAACUCUUGGCUGCUGUAAUGUUAUCUGCUCUGAUAAAACUGGAACCCUAACAAAAAAUGAAAUGACAGUAACACACAUUUUUACUGCUGAUGGAGCUCAUGCAGAGGUGACUGGUGUUGGCUACAAUCGCCAUGGCGAAGUCAUUCAAGAUGGUGAUAUUCUUCAUGGAUUUUGCAAUACAUCAUUAAGUAAGAUUGUUGAAGCAGGAUGCGUUUGUAAUGACGCUGAAAUAAGAAACAACACUUUGAUGGGAAAACCAACUGAGGGGGCCUUGAUAGCUCUUUCCAUGAAGAUGGGACUUGAGGGACUUCGUCAUGAUUACAUUCGGAAGGCAGAGUACCCGUUCAGCUCAGAACAGAAGUGGAUGGCAGUGAAAUGUGUUCACAGAACCCAGCAGGAUAAACCUGAGAUAUGCUUUAUGAAAGGAGCCUACGAACAAGUUAUUCGGUAUUGCACCACAUACAUCAGCAAGGGACAGACAUUGCCUCUUACACAACAGCAAAGAGAAUUGUAUCUUCAAGAAACCGCAUAUAUGGGCACAGCUGGACUCCGAGUUAUAGCUUUGGCUUCUGGUCCUGAAUUGGGGCAGAUGACUUUCCUGGGUCUAGUGGGCAUCAUUGAUCCUCCACGCACAGGUGUAAAAGAAGCAGUCACAGCACUCAUUCGCUCUGGAGUAGCUAUUAAAAUGAUUACUGGAGACUCGCAGGAGACAGCUGUAGCAAUUGCUAGUCGUCUAGGACUAUAUUCCAAAGGUUCACAAUCUCUCUCUGGGGAAGAAAUAGAUACACUCGACAUUCAGCAACUUUCCCAAAUUGUAUCAAAGGUAUCUGUAUUCUACAGAGCAAGUCCAAGGCACAAGUUAAAAAUUGUGAAGUCUCUGCAGAACCUGGGUGCUGUUGUUGCCAUGACAGGUGAUGGCGUCAACGAUGCUGUGGCCUUGAAGGCAGCAGAUAUAGGAAUUGCCAUGGGCAGAACGGGAACUGAUGUGUGUAAAGAAGCAGCUGAUAUGAUCCUAGUAGAGGACGAUUUCCAUACAAUAAUGUCUGCAAUUGAAGAGGGAAAAGGAAUCUAUAAUAACAUUAAAAAUUUGUUCGCUUUCAGCUUAGCACGUAACAUAGCUGCUUUGUCACUGAUAUCACUUGCAACUUUAAUGAACUUUCCAAAUCCUCUCAAUGCCAUGCAGAUAUUGUGGAUUAAUAUCAUCCAUGGAUGGCCCCCCCUGCGCAGUCUGGGAGUGGAACCAGUUGAUAAAGAUGUUAUUAGGAAGCCUCCAAGAAAUCUGAAAGACAGCAUUUUGACCAAGAACUUAAUUAUCAAAAUCCUCAUCUCUUCAAUCAUUAUAGUAUGCGGAACCUUAUUUGUAUUCUGGCGAGAGCUACGCGAUAAUGUGAUUACUCCCAGGGACACCACAAUGACAUUUACCUGCUUUGUGUUUUUUGACAUGUUCAAUGCUUUAAGUUCGAGAUCACAGACUAAGUCGGUCUUUGAGAUCGGCCUUUGCAGCAACAAAAUGUUCUGUUAUGCUGUGCUUGGUUCCAUCAUGGGCCAGUUGCUGGUUAUUUACUUCCCACCUCUGCAGAAAGUAUUUCAGACUGAAAGUCUAAGCAUUCAAGAUUUGCUGUUCUUAGUAGGACUCACAUCUUCUGUUUGCGUUGUGUCAGAAAUAAUUAAAAAGCUGGAAAGAAGAAAUGAAGGAUUUUCAAAACGCAACGGUUCUUCGUCCUCUCUCUUUCUGGAUGUAUGAUGCAUAUUGCAUUAUUAUUAUUAUUUAAAAAUUUGGGGAGUAGCUGUAAAAUGAAAUGAUGGAACACAGAGAAUGGACAAGGUGCUGACUUCUUCAAAAAAGACAAGAUGCUAACAUAUUGCUGCAUUAAGAAGUAUCCAAGGGGUCAUCUUCUGUACAGACAGCAAUGAAACUUUCAACCGGCAAAUUAAUGGAUUCCCUGGAGAGGGAGACUUGAAUUUCUUAAUUAUGUGCUGGAAUCAGUGAAGAAUUUAAAUGUGAUUGAUAGAACAACAAAACUGGCUGCAUUUGUUUUAUGCCUUUUCAGAAAUAUGGAUCUGAGUCUUUUGUACAGUCCAACCCUAUACUUAACGGUCUAGUUUAUUUUUUAUAUAUAUAUGAAAUUCUUUUCUGCUUGAUGGUGGGGUUUUCUUACUAAUAUAAAAUGUUUUUCAACAUUUGAAAAGCAUGGUUGAAAGGACGUUCACUGCACAUGCCAUGUUUGUUACUAUAUUUAUUUUCUCUUAUCAUGAAUUGUGCAACCUGUUACAAAUAUAAUAUGAAUUAUAUACUGUAUGUCUUUAUAUUUGCACAGGAUGUGACCACUGUCAUAUCAUUUAUAGCUUUUUUUCCAUUGCAAUGAAUCAUGUGUCAAAUUUCCUUUAAUUAGGUGGGGGUUUUGUUGCACCUGUUGUGGUGCUUUAUGAAAUUAUAACAAAAUGAAUCAUAGGCUUUAAGUGUUCAUUUUAAUUAUUGUUCAAACAUUUUAAGUUGGGGUGGCACUAAUGUUUUAAAACCAAAAAAAGCCUAUAGGAUGUUUGUUUCUUCUAUAGCAAUACAUAGAGACAUGAAAGUCAGAAUUAGAAUUUCAGGAUUUAUAUAGAGCGUUUAAUUUAAAAAAGAAAAAAGCUUUCUAAUUUACUUCUAAUAUCAAAUGUACUUUGUUCGCUAGUGUUUAAUGUUGUCACAAACAUUGUUUCAAACACUGCUGCCAUUUUGUGCUCAAGACACGUGCAAACUUACAAGCAUACCUAGGUAUGCUCUCAUGUAAAGUAUUCCAAUAGAGCAAAGGAAAUUGUAUAAUAGAAGUAAAUAGGAACUCUCUAUAACAUGACACUCUAUCUUGUUUAAAGGGACAUUAAAUCUAAAACAUUUUCUUUAGUGAUUCGGAUAAGAGCAUGCAAUUUUAAACUUUCCAAUUUACUUUGAAUAUCAAAUUUGAGUAAUUCUCUUGGUUUCCUUUGUUAAAGUACUUGGAGCUAGCUGAAGACAUGUGAGCCAAUGAGAGUAAGCAUAUAUGUGCAGCCACCAAUCAGGGUAGCUCCCAGUAGUGCUUUACUGCUCCUGAACCUAUUAUUCUUUUCAACAAAGGAUAUCAAGAGAACAAAGGAAAUUAGUAAUUCAAAGUAAAUUGGAAACGUGUUUCAAAUUAUAUGCUCUAUGUAUUCUAGGUCAUGAAAGAAAAUUUCAUCUCCCUAAUGGGCUGUCUGUAACAAAAUGUAACUUCCUUUUUUUUUAGCGCUAUAUUGUUCAGCCAUCCCUCAAGUGACCAGUAUGUUUAACCUUUAAUAUUUGUAAACCUUCCUAUGUUAAUGUUUAAGUGUGAAACCUUUUCCAGCUGUUUUUACUUUGUGAGUUUUAAUUUACAUCUGAAUAUAUCUGUCUGACCUUUGACACUGUGUAGAUGCCCAGGAAAUCCUCCUUGAACAUAGUGAAUUGUGGGUAUUGGAACAAUUUGAAACAGUAUUGCUAGUUGUAUAUGAUUUUUAUUUGUGAUUUAUUUUUAAAAUAUUAGCUAUUCUGGUUCACUUUUAAAAAUGAAAAUGUUCUGGGAUAACACGAUCCGUGUUUGUUUCUAAUGAAACUUCAGCUCCUUGUGCAAUAAAUUUUGAUUAGCAAAAUAGUACUUCAAACUGAGAACAUAAAAUAACAUCAUAUAGAGUUAAUGUCAAAGUUUUUCCCACUUUUACAUCUGCAUAACUUCAGGAAUUUUUAAUACAUUCCUAAAACUUUUUCUUUUAGUAUAACUUUUGUCUUUUUCCACUUAAAUGAUGUACUCUAAUUUUAUGAAGAAUCGUGAGUUUUCACAUAUUUGUCUUCUUCAAUAAUAUAGGCUUGGACAAAUAUUUCCAUGUCUUUUGAAUUAUAUAAUUUAUUACUAUUAUAAUUUUUAACUUGCUUUAUUUUUAUCUUAAGUAUUAGUUUGAGCAGUUUGUCUUGCACACUGGAUAUUUUGGAAAGGGCAAAUGUUGUGUUUUAUAUUGCAUUUGUAAAAGAAGGGGACUGAAUGUGAGUUAAAAAAUAAAAAAAAAAUAUGAAUUA